Marmota monax (woodchuck) is the source of this 3108-nucleotide messenger RNA. RefSeq names its product cardiotrophin 1 (gene Ctf1). The transcript is spliced from 3 exons. Bases 52 to 687 code for a protein of 211 amino acids. Lineage: Eukaryota; Metazoa; Chordata; Mammalia; Rodentia; Sciuridae. The record is from RefSeq and is a predicted model, not a curated record.
CCCCCCUCGGAAGGGGGGCGUGGAGGGAACCGGGAUCAGCCAGGGGCCAGCAUGAGCCAGAGGGAGGGAAGUCUGGAAGACCCCCAGGCUGACGAUUCCAUCUCACUCCUUCCCCACUUGGAGGCCAAGAUCCGUCAGACGCACAGCCUUGCCCGCCUCCUCACCAAAUAUGCAGAGCAGCUGCUCCAGGAAUAUGUGCAGCACCAGGGAGAUCCCUUCGGGCUGCCGGGCUUCUCGCCGCCGCGGCUGCCAGUUGCCGGCCUGAGCGCCCCGGCCCCGGGCCACGCGGGACUGCCGUUGCCCGAGCGGCUGCGGCUGGACGCGGCGGCGCUGGCCGCGCUGCCCCCGCUGCUCGACGUCGUGCGCCGCCACCAGGCCGAGCUGAACCCGCGCGUGCCGCGCCUGCUGCGGCGCCUAGAGGACGCUGCGCGCCAGGCUCGAGCCUUGGGCGCCGCCGUGGAGACCGUGCUAGCUGCGCUGGGCUCCACCGCCCGCGGUCCCUGGCCGGAGCCCUCCGCUACUAACGCCGCGGCUGCAGCCACCGCCGCCACCACCACCACCACCACCAGCGCUGCAGGGGUCUUCCCGGCCAAGAUGCUGGGGCUCCGGGUGUGCGGCCUCUACAGCGAGUGGGUGAGCCGCACCGAGGGCGACCUGAGCCAGCUGGUGCCCGAGGGGCCCGCGUGAGCGCGCGCACGGGGGCGACUUCGCGUUGUCGCCUCCUCUCCAUCAGGUUCCUUCUCCAUGUUUGUCUUCACUUCUGUCUCUCCCCGUGUCUGUCAGUGUCUCUGCGAACUGUCCCCUUGCUCUGACUCUGUACCUCUUCUCUUUCUGGUCCUCCUUGUCUGCCCAAGGAACUUUGCUGUGUCCCCCAUUUUCUCGCUUCCCCUCUCUUUUUCUCCAUCCUUGGGCCUGCCUCAGUCUCUUUAGGUCUCCCCUUUACCCAUCUCUGGGGAUCUCUGGGUCUGUUUUCCAUCUCCCUGUGGCCCCACGUGAUCAUGUGUACAUCUGAGCCUCAUCUCAAGGAGGCCACACCUUGUCGCUCUCCCUCAGUUUUGUCCUUUCUUGACCAGGAAUGUGCCUGUUGGUCCUGUGGUGGGUAGGCUACUGCAAACAAAUUUCAGACACCCUCCCCCAGGGUCAUCCCAACUGCUGCCCUCAUUGUCCCCACCCCAUCCCUCUGGGCCCUUCCCCUUCUCCCUUCACUUUGCCCUGCCCUGUGCAGGGAUAGUACAACCCUCACCUCUCAAGCCAGGUCUGUGAAGAGGAAAAAAAAAAAAAACCUCACAUAAUGCCUUAAAAGAGUUUUAUUUGAGAAUAAAUUAUUUUUUUUGUAAAUAAAAAGUUAAAAAAUAAAACUAAAGUUACCUGUAUAUACAGUUGUUGAAAAUGGAGAGACAACUUUGAGAAGAAUAGGGUCCUUGGGGUACAAACUGAUCCCCCACACAUACCCCAAAGGCACAGUCUGCAUAGGAGAUUCACAAAAACCCCAGGACAGGGAUACCACCUGUCAGCCCAAAACAGGAAGUGAAAGUGCCCUGAGCAGGAAACAGAUGUGAUGUGACAUGAGUCCUUAGUUUUUCCAGAAUUCUACUUCCAUUGAUCAGGAAGUGAAACCCAUUUGGAGAUAAAGUGGAACAAUGGCCCAGACAGGCAAAUCAGGAGAGGAAAUGAACUCCAGCAAGAAGAGAGAGCUAUCUCAGAAAGGUCAUAUUGUCACACAGAAAUGGAGGUAGACAGAGACAGGAAGACAAUCCCUGAACUUCCUCCAAUUAUAGAAAGGAGAAAGUCUCAAGGAGAGCCCAGGAAGGAGACCAACUGUCCUCUCCCUAGAGUAGGAGGUAAAGCCUCUUCAAGGGGCUCUUCUUUCCAACUAAGAAGUAGGAAAACAAGUACCACUGGAUUGGAAUCCAUGAAAUAGGACCUAUGGAGACCCAACUAGUUCUGGAAGGGAGGUCAUAGGCAAUAAGGAAUGGAGGCCUGGUAUCCAGAUAAUAUUCUCCAAAACAUGGCACACAAACCCUGGUCUCUAGAGAAGUUGUAGCUCCUUCUCUAUCCCAAAAGCAAGGCAAAAAAGAGUCCAUUGUGAAAGAGGAAGUGUUGCAGCCUCUGACAGGAAGCCCCACUCCUCUAUGCUGGGUAUUUGGCUUUGAGUAGAGCCAAGUCCCUCACAGCUCGAUCUGUCCAGUGGCCAUAUUCCCGGGUCACUACAUAGCCUCGACAUUUUCUCUCAAAGGCUGAGGCCCCAAAGGUAACAAGCCCCAGAGUGUCCUCUUCUGGGGGAAUAGGCAGCCCCAGGGCAGUCAUGAUGGCAGCCAUAUUGCCCAACAGGCCUUGGGCCCUGAGUCUUGCAGCUCCAAGUUGGGCCAGGAGGAUGGGACUGCCAGGAUUUAGGUCACUCUGGUCGUCUCCCACGAGCUGCAGGUGCUGGGUCAAGGCCAGGAAGGCUCCCUGGGCACGGUUCAAUCUCUCCCCAUCAUCCAGGGCAUGCCAGGUCUUGAAGGGGACAGCAGCAGAAGGCAGGCUGCUGAGCUGCAGCUCAGGGGCUGAGAAGCCAGGGUCACUAAAGGGGCUGCCCUGGUGCUGGAGCUGUAUGCGGGACAGAGAGAGACAGAGGUAAGGGGACCAAAGGGAUGUAUGGUGCUGACUCCACAUCUGCACUCUGAGACUGGCAUCUUCCCAGGAGAAUCCACCAUUCACCACCCUUCAGGGAGCUGGUAGGAUGUCCUAAUACAGAUCGAGAGCCUUUUUAGGUUCCAAUUGGUCAUCUUCCAUGUACUAUCUAUAUGACAUCAAAUCACAAGCUUCUGUAACUCCCAUGUAACAAUGUUAUGUGAAGAUGAUGGAAAAUUUAUAUAUGUAUAUGCAUACAUAUAUAGAUAUAUAAACAGCACCUGAGAUACAAUAAAGGAAUUAAAAAGUCAUCAUUAACCAAUAAUAUAUAGAUAUUAAUGAACUCUGUGACUAUUUUUUAAAAAUAUGUUCAAUCUAAGUAUAUUACUGACAAUGUAGUUACGGUUUAAUCUUUUUAUUUAUGGUAUUUAAUUGCUUAUGUUUGUUAAUUUUAUUAUGAUCACUAAUAAAUAAUUGUUAAUGUUGUUUAAUGUA